GGGUACCUCUUCAGAAAAAUGCAGAUAUUUUGCUCUCUCCUGUAUGCAAGAUGAAGAUGAGUGUAAUCUAACAAGUUUGAACUGGGCGGCUCUUAAGGCAUUGAAUUUAAGAUACAAUUUUCCAGUUUCCGGAUUUUCUCGAUAUUUCUGGGUUACCAAACAGAAAAUUUCCCUGCAAUUUAGAAUUUCCGUAUCGCAAAAUACUUGCUUGGAGCUUCAGAAAGCUGUUGUGUUGCUGGAAGCUUAGAAUUCUUCAAUUGGGUCAUGCUGUUCAGGUGAGUUGUAUCACAAAACCCAGUUCGUAUGAUCGAAGAAAUGCCAAAUUUGUAAUCUUUAUGUGUUCAUGUGUUAGUUUUUAAUUCUGGGUUUAUGGGGGAGGUGAUGAGGGUUUCAGUUUCCGUAGUGAUUAAUGCAAAUGGGUUUAAUCUCCAACACAAACCAUGUAGUCCAUCGAGUUCUAACCGUAAAAUCAGCUUUCAGCUUUCUCAAAAGUGCUUAGUUUCCAUGUGGUUGCCCAAUUUGUUGUUGCCAAGGAAGGCGAAAUCUCUGACAUUGCAGAACAUGGUGGCUGGUGUGCAGUCUGGGUUGGUUUGUGAGGAAGAGGAAGAAGAUAAAUUGAUUCGAAACCGGGGAUAUGGUGAUGAUGCUGCUUUUGUUAAGCAAAAAUUGCCUCCUUGGGGAGAGUUGGAAUUUGACAAGGACUUGGAUGUAGAACCUGAGGUUGUGAUCCAGCCUGAGUCGAAUUUGAAUAGGAAGGCUACAUUGAAUGUGGACAGGGUUGGUUAUCUGGAGGAGAUGGAUGAAGAAACAUUAUCGAAGCGGAUUUUGGUGCUUAGUAGAACAAAUAAGACUCGAAGUGCGUUGGAACUGUUUACUUCCAUGGAACUAGCAGGCCUUCUUCCUAAUUUACAUGCUUGUAAUUCGCUGUUGUCUUGCCUCUUGAGAAACGGGCUGCUUGAUGACGGUUUGAGGGUUUUUGAGUUUAAGAGAAAGAGGUUGACCACGGGGCAUAGUUAUAGCUUAGUACUUAAGGCAGUUUCUGUUGUUGAGGGCUGUGACUCUGCUAUCGAAAUGUUUUUGGAAAUGGAAGAGGAAAGUGAAGCAAGAGAUGCUUUUGAUACCAUCGUCUAUAACACUAUGAUAUCGAUUUGUGGUAAAGUGAAGAAUUGGCGUGAAACCGAGAGAUUGUGGAGACGUAUUAAGGAGAACAACCAUGCUGGAACACGAGUUACUUAUUGCCUCUUAGUUAGCAUUUUUGUUCGUUGUGGUCAGCAUGAGCUAGCUCUUGAUGCUUACGAUGAAAUGAUUCAAAAUGAUUUUGAACCAGGGGAUGAUACAAUGCACGCUAUCAUCGGUGCAUGCUCAAAGGACGGAAAGUGGGAUACUGCGCUAAACAUCUUCGAUAAUAUGUUGAACAGUGGACUCAAGCCAAAUCCAGUUGCAUUCAAUGCAUUGAUAAAUUCACUUGGGAAAGCUGGGGAGGUUGAACUAGCAUUCAAGGUAUAUAACAUCAUGAAAUCUUUGGGUCAUUCACCCGACACUUACACAUGGAAUGCAUUACUUGGUGCACUGUAUAGAGCAAAUCGACACGGUGAAGCUCUUAAGCUUUAUGAGAGUAUCAAGACAAGUCAGGGCUCUCAGUUAAACUCUCAUUUGUACAAUACGGCCUUAAUGUCUUGUUCGAAGCUCGGUCUAUGGGAUAAAGCUCUAAAGCUUUUAUGGCAAUUAGAAGCUUCUGGGCAGUCAGUUUCAACUGCGUCAUAUAAUCUUGUAAUCAGUGCUUGUGAGAGGGCAAGGAAACCUGAAGUUGCACUGCAAGUUUACGAGCACAUGGUUCACCAGAAGUGCACCGCAGACACAUUUACUCAUCUGUCACUAAUACGAGGUUGCAUUUGGGGUUCUCUCUGGGAUGAAGUCGAGGAAAUCCUCAACUGUGCUGCACCAGAUGCAUCGCUCUAUAACGCUGUCAUUCAAGGAAUGUGCUUACGAGGCAAAACAGAACUAGCAAAGAAGCUUUACGCAAAGAUGCGCGAGAGCGGUCUGCAACCCGAUGGGAAAACCCGGGCUAUGAUGUUGCAAAAUUUGCAAAGACGGAAGAAGAAUCCGCAGCCUUCUCGUUACAAAACAAGUAACAAGUUUUCUUAUUAUCGCCGUUAACUGAUGUCGUUCAUCUUGUUCAUGACUUGAACCAGUUGGAUGUAUACUUGUAAAUUUUACCAUUAUACUUCUAUGACCAUCUAUGGAUGGCGAAUGCUAGCGUCUCCGCUCACGUGCUUAAUUGAUUUGUGCUUCAACGCUUGACA
Pyrus x bretschneideri (Chinese white pear) is the source of this 2303-nucleotide messenger RNA. RefSeq names its product pentatricopeptide repeat-containing protein At3g29290. Gene Ontology annotation, molecular function: protein binding. Lineage: Eukaryota; Viridiplantae; Streptophyta; Magnoliopsida; Rosales; Rosaceae. The record is from RefSeq and is a predicted model, not a curated record.